UCUAAACGUAUCACGCCCCCACAAAACGGCCAUGCGGGACUAACUUCCUUUUCGCGAUGCUGUUGCUUUUAAUUCGAUUGCUGCUGGUGCGAGAUUCGGGCGCCUGCUGGUUUGCCUUGGCGAAUGCUGGCAUGGUCGCUCGCACCGAGCGAGUGCGAUCCUGAAGGGCGCGCACGGUUUGCGUGUGGGUUCUGGAGAUCGAGAUUUGAUCCUUAGGGUUUGGACGGAUGGGCUCCGGGAAGGCCGUGGCAUCUCGCUUCGCCGUGGACUUGCACCCAUCAAUCAGAGAGCUUAAGGAGAAACAUCAAAGGGAUUUACAGAAUUUGACUUUGGCAACUCAACCAUUCAAGAUUUUGCAGCUAUUUGUGUUUGCUACACUAAAAUAUCUUAAACAGUGGCUUGUAUAUGUUUUAAAGAAAGGUGGUUGGAUUAUGGCUUUGACUUUCUUAUUAGCUGCUAUUGGUUUCAUUCUUGCAAAUGAUGAUAGCACCAGUGAGAAGCAUAUUCAAGAAUUACUUCGCUAUACAAGAUAUGUUUUGUGGUGGGUGACACUUGGUGUGGCAUCCUCGAUUGGGUUGGGAUCUGGUUUGCAUACAUUUGUCUUGUACUUGGGCCCCCAUAUUGCAUUUUUCACUAUCAAGGCUUUGAAGUGUGGUCGAGUAGAUCUCAAGACUGCUCCAUAUGAUACCAUAGUGUUGAAAAGACGACCUUCGUGGCUUGAAAAGAAGUGUUCUGAGUUUGGACCACCAGUAUUUCCUUUAUCAUCUGGAACUUUAGUUAGGGUUCCAAUCAGCAACAUUCUCCCUCAUGUUCAGUUGGAAGCGGUUCUUUGGGGUUUGGGCACUGCUAUUGGAGAGCUUCCACCAUAUUUUAUCUCAAGAGCUGCACGCUUGUCUGGAAGCAAAAUGGAAAUGGAGGAACUGAGUGAAGCACCAUCAGAUGGGUUAAUUUCUGCUUCCCUGAGGCAAAUUAAGCGCUGGUUCUUCACUCAUUUCCAGCAUCUUAACUUUUUAACUGUUUUGAUACUUGCUUCAGUACCAAACCCUCUUUUUGAUCUUGCGGGUAUUAUGUGCGGGCAAUUUGGGAUCCCAUUUUGGAAAUUCUUCCUAGCAACCUUGAUUGGCAAGGCUUUGAUAAAGACUCAUAUUCAGACAGUAUUCAUUAUUUCUCUGUUCAAUAAUCAACUCUUGGAAUGGCUGGAGAAUGAGUUAUGCAUUCAGUUAGCGAGAACCUAG
Zingiber officinale is the source of this 1235-nucleotide messenger RNA. Its product is annotated as vacuole membrane protein KMS1-like. Bases 228 to 1235 code for a protein of 335 amino acids. The transcript has 7 exons. The record is from RefSeq and is a predicted model, not a curated record. Lineage: Eukaryota; Viridiplantae; Streptophyta; Magnoliopsida; Zingiberales; Zingiberaceae.